UACCGACGCAGCGUCAUGGCGUCUCUGGGUGAAGAGCUGCUCAACGUCGUCAACCGCUUGCAGGACCUCGUCUUCAACACCAUCGGCAAUGAUUCUCUCGAUCUUCCCCAGAUUGUUGUUGUAGGAUCGCAAUCCUCCGGCAAAUCAUCUGUUCUCGAAAACAUCGUUGGCAGAGACUUCCUCCCUCGAGGAAGUGGCAUCGUCACCCGUCGCCCACUGAUCCUACAACUCAUAAAUCUUCCGAGCGACCGCGAAGAUGUUCCCGAAGGCCAUGAGGUGCACAUUCCUCAUACCCCGGCUGCUGUAGCCGGCCAGCAGGAAUGGGGAGAGUUUUUGCAUUGCCAGGGUCGACGCUUCUACGACUUCAACGAUGUCCGCCGGGAAAUCGAGGCUGAGACCGCGAGAAUAGCAGGAAACAACAAGGGUAUCGACCGCCAGCCCAUCAACCUCAAGAUCUAUUCUCCUCAUGUCCUCAGCUUGACUUUGGUCGAUUUACCCGGUCUAACUAAAGUCCCCAUUGGUGAUCAACCAACCGACAUCGAGAAGCAAACGCGUAACCUCAUCACCGAAUACAUCGCGAAGCCGAACAGUGUCAUCUUGGCCGUCUCCCCCGCAAAUGUUGAUCUUGUCAACUCAGAAGCCUUGAAGCUAGCCCGUCAUGUCGAUCCUAUGGGAAAGAGGACUAUUGGUGUUCUCACUAAGUUGGACUUGAUGGAUCACGGUACAAACGCUCUUGACAUUAUUUCCGGUCGUGUAUACCCACUCAAGCUCGGAUUUAUUGGUAUCGUCAACCGUUCGCAACAGGACAUCCAAACCGGCAAGCCUUUGGCCGACGCGCUCGAGGCCGAACGCGACUUCUUCAAGCACCACCCUGCAUACAGGAACAUGGCGAACCGCUGUGGUACACAAUUUUUGGCCAAGAGUCUCAACCAAACGCUUAUGGCACACAUUCGCGACCGACUACCUGAUAUCAAGGCUCGAUUGAACACUCUUAUGGGACAAACGCAACAAGAACUCGCCAGCUACGGAGACGUAACAUUUUUGGGCAAAGAGCACAGAGGAUCGCUGAUCCUGCAGCUCAUGACUCGAUUCGCGUCAUCCUUCAUCGCCUCGAUCGACGGUACUUCUGCCGAGAUCUCUACCAAAGAACUUUGCGGCGGCGCUAGAAUUUACUACAUCUUCAACUCCGUUUUCGGCAACUCGCUCGAGCAGGUGGAUCCGACACAGAAUCUUUCUGUGCUUGAUAUCCGGACAGCCAUCAGGAAUUCCACUGGUCCCCGUGCCAGCCUGUUUGUCCCGGAAUUGGCCUUUGACCUGCUUGUCAAGCCUCAGAUCAAGCUUUUGGAAAUCCCGAGUCAACGUUGCGUCGAACUUGUAUAUGAAGAACUGAUCAAAAUAUGCCAUACAUGCGGUUCAACAGAGCUAACCAGGUAUCCUCGUCUUCAAGGAAAGCUCAUCGAAGUGGUGUCGGAUCUUUUGAGGGAACGACUUGGCCCAUGCGCACAGUACGUGGGUUCGCUAAUCGACAUCCAACGCGCUUACAUCAAUACGAACCACCCCAACUUCCUGGGCGCAGCCGCUGCCAUGUCCUCGGUUAUCAACGACAAAGAGCAGCGAGAGAAGAAGUUGAUGAUGGAAGCAGAAAAGAAGAAGAGAGAGAGGAGAAGGUUGAAGGAGUUAAAUGGGGCCAACGGCGAGGAGACUCCAGCUAUCGAGGAGGAGGGCGAGACCCAAACGGAUAAGGCUCUCCCACUCCGGAAACAUCAAACUCAGGCCAGCCGCAGCAUGUCGCCCGCUGUUGGGCGUCUUGUGAACGGGGGUCACGGCAGUGUCUCGAGCGCACUAAACGGCACUCGUGCUCGCUCACCACCGCCGCUGGGAGGUGCAGGCUCAACGCGUGAUACCUUCUUGAACUACUUCUUCGGAAAAGAUGGUGCACCCGGAGGAAAUACGCAGCAGCAGCACCCGCACCAGCAGAAUGCAAUUGAGAGUCGACCGGGCAGUCGGCACGUGUCGCAGAACAGCGAGCCCAGCUUCGCUCAAAGCAUCCGAAGAGGAGACACCCGGCAACCUUCUCAUGUGCUGGAGAUGAUGCCAGAUGACCAUGAAACCAUCGGCAACGCAAGUCAAAGUUUAGAAGGUGGAUUUCCCACGGAUGCCGAACAAGCACCGGCCAUGACGGAGCGAGAAGCGCUCGAAACAGAGCUCAUCCGUCGUCUGAUCUCUUCGUACUUCAACAUUGUUCGCGAAACGGUUGCAGACCAAGUACCCAAGGCUGUGAUGCACUUGCUCGUCAACCACUCCAAGGAUGUGGUGCAAAACAGGCUUGUCAGCGAGCUGUACAAGGACAACCUGUUUGAAGAGCUGCUCUACGAAGAUGAUACGAUCAAGGCCGAACGCGAGAAGUGCGAGAAGCUGCUCACGACAUACAAGGAGGCGGCCAAGAUUGUGGGUGAAGUGAUAUAG
This is a messenger RNA of Periconia digitata, 2466 nucleotides long. The record is from the annotation of a GenBank genome assembly. Lineage: Eukaryota; Fungi; Ascomycota; Dothideomycetes; Pleosporales; Periconiaceae.